UCCUCGCCUCCACAUCUCUCCGGGCGCGUGGUCGGUCGGGGGCUGCCAUUCGCCUCCGCCGCCACCGCCACCGCCACCGCCCGGACCUCCCCUACGUCGAUCGGCCGAUCAACUAACAAGCCUGCACACCCUACAUCUCCGAAAAUGCAUCGGUGGCUCAUCGGCAGCUGCGGCGACAUGCGCCCGCCCCGCCGCCGCAUCCAAGAACCCCAAGAGGAGCCCCGGCCGCGUCGGCGCACGUCGUCCCCGCCGAAGCUGAGGAAGACGAGCUCGGAGCCGAUCAUGCUCUCCGUGCCCAAGGACCUGGCGGAGUUCCGGGCCAUGUCGGUGUACGGGAACCUCAGGCUCUUCACGUACGACCAGCUCAGGCGGGCCACCGGCGACUUCAGCCCCGCCCAGAUCAUCGGCGAGGGCGGCUUCGGCGUCGUCUACAAGGGGGUCGUCGGCGCGGCGGUGGUCGCCGUCAAGCAGCUCAACCCGGAGGGCAUCCAGGGCGACCGCGAGUGGCUGACAGAGGUGAGUUGCCUAGGGCAGUACAACCACCCGAGUCUGGUGGAGCUCAUCGGCUACUGCUGCGACGACGACCACCGGCUGCUGGUGUACGAGUUCAUGGCCAAGGGCAGCCUCGAGAACCACCUCUUCCGACGCGCGUGCACCCUGUCGUGGACGACGCGGGUGAGGAUCGCGCUGGACGUGGCGAGGGGGCUGGCGUUCCUGCACGGGGCGGAGCGGCCCAUCAUCUACCGGGACUUCAAGACCUCCAACAUCCUGCUCGACGCCGACUUCAGCGCGAAGCUGUCGGACUUCGGGCUGGCAAAGGAGGGGCCGGUGGGCGGGAAGACGCACGUGUCCACCCGGGUGAUGGGCACCUACGGCUACGCGGCGCCGGAGUACAUGGCGACGGGGCACCUCACGGCCAUGAGCGACGUCUACGGCUUCGGGGUGGUGCUGCUGGAGAUGCUGGUGGGGCGGCGCGCGCUGGAGCCGAGCCGGGCCGGCAGGGCCGGCAACCUGGUGGACUGGGCGCGCCCCAUCCUCAUCCGGGGCAAGAAGCUGGAGAAGGUGGUGGACGCGCGGAUGGCGCAGCAGGGCGCCUACUCGGCGCGCGCGCUGGAGCGGGUGGCCAGGUUGGCGUACGACUGCCUCAGCCAGAACCCCAAGGUGCGGCCCGCCAUGAGCAGGGUCGUGCUCGUCCUCGAGGCCGCGCUCGCCAUCCCGCCGGAGGAGGAGAGCGAUGGCGCGCGCCGCGAAGGAGGCCGUGCCAGCGCCGGCGCCUCUCCGACUCCGGCCCGGUGAUCGAUCAUGGAUGCGAUGCCCGCGAUGUCGUGUGUAUAUAGAUUUUUGAAGUGUGGUUUGGUAACUGCGAGAGGUAGGCGUGUGUGGGUAGAUUUAAAUGCGGAGAGAAAGCGCGGUUGUGGACGAACCAUUCAAAUCAAUUUGUUGUUGAAAUGAAA
This is a messenger RNA of Hordeum vulgare subsp. vulgare (domesticated barley), 1454 nucleotides long. RefSeq names its product probable serine/threonine-protein kinase PBL17. Gene Ontology annotation, molecular function: protein kinase activity; ATP binding. Lineage: Eukaryota; Viridiplantae; Streptophyta; Magnoliopsida; Poales; Poaceae. The record is from RefSeq and is a predicted model, not a curated record. Bases 145 to 1296 code for a protein of 383 amino acids. The transcript has 4 exons. Gene Ontology annotation, biological process: protein phosphorylation.